UUAAAAUAAGUUAUUCGAUUGAUGCUGAAUCUAAUUUUAUUUCCUUGUUAAGCCGAAUCCAACCGGUUUUCAGCCGACUCGGUUCUCGCACGGCGGCGCAAACACUAAUCAACGGCCAAACAAUUUCCUGCUCGUCGUGGACAAAUUCUAAAACCCUCGCGCAAACCACACGAUCAAACAACACCGCCACAACGUGCUAAGCAAUCUCAGUUUUCCAGGAAUUUUCACCCAGCAAUUUCUCUCUGAGAUCGGCCUGUAAUGAGGAGGAUCAACGGACUCGCCGCCAUAUGUCGCGCCGUAGAAGGAGUCGCCGCUGCUCCUUCAGUUGCCGGAAACCUCGUCCGCCACCAUCGCCUCGUUCAGGCGGCUCUUUCCACCACCACCAACAACGGCUCAUUGUCUAGAUCUAAUUGGCUCUCGUGUAACAGGACGGCCGCCGGUCAGUCUACUAGCGCUGCCGCGCACGCCGUUGGGGGGGUGAUUUUGUUUUCGGUUGCAGCUAGUGCCAUCGGGGUAGAGGCCCACGCCAAGGAGCCCGUGCAGUCGGAGUUCCGACCGAAAGAUGUCGUUCUCUACCAGUAUGAAGCUUGCCCUUUCUGUAACAAGGUCAAAGCUUUUCUGGACUACUAUGACAUCCCAUACAAGGUUGUGGAGGUCAACCCCCUCAGCAAAAAGGAAAUUAAGUGGUCUGAUUACAAGAAAGUGCCAAUAUUGAUGGUUGAUGGGGAGCAGAUGGUUGAUUCAUCAGAUAUAAUUGAUAAAUUGGCAAAAAAGAUUCACCCUGAUAGAGCUGUUGGUUCUGUUGCGGAUAACGAAGAGAAGAAAUGGCGUGGCUGGGUGGACAAUCACUUGGUGCAUAUGCUAUCACCUAAUAUAUAUCGAAAUACUUCUGAAGCCCUUGAAUCAUUUGAUUACAUCACUAGCCACGGUAACUUCAGCUUUGCUGAGAGAAUAGCAGCAAAAUACGCUGGAGCAGCCGCCAUGUAUUUUGUCUCAAAAAAAUUGAAGAAAAAAUAUAACAUCACUGACGAAAGAGCUUCUUUAUAUGAAGCUGCAGAAACAUGGGUGGAUGCGCUCGACGGUCGAGAUUUUCUAGGUGGAACCAAACCUAACUUAGCUGACCUGGCGGUUUACGGUGUAUUGAGACCAAUCCGCUACCUAAAAUCUGGUAGAGACAUGGUAGAGCAAACACGAAUUGGUGAUUGGUACGCUCGAAUGGAAGCUGCUGCCGGACCAUCUUCAAGAAUCCAGGCAUAGUCAACUAAUCGCCGUCUAAUUAUUGACAUUAAAUCGCUGGUUCGUUUUUUUAUUAGACAAUUUUUUUUCCAUAUAAGCAUUGUAUUUUGCUUAUAGAAAAAGGUGUCUCAAUUCUUUGGAAAACCAAUUUUUUUGCUUAUAGAGAAGCACAUUUGCUGGCAAUGGGAUUUUGUUACUUUGAUUAUUACAAAGCAUAUUUUGCUUUAUUCUCUUGUAUCCCACUUUGGUAAUAAUUUCUGGGAUAUGAUGAUAUUCAAACAUGACUGAUUUUCUUCAUGCAUAUAUGUAGUAUGGUUUGCAAUAAUUGAACUAUAUCCACAAACUUUACCAUAUUAAUGAUAGUAAAGUUUUAUUUAUUUAUUUA
Molecule: messenger RNA, 1621 nt
Organism: Erythranthe guttata (spotted monkey flower)
Lineage: Eukaryota; Viridiplantae; Streptophyta; Magnoliopsida; Lamiales; Phrymaceae
Cellular component (GO): mitochondrion
Molecular function (GO): prostaglandin-E synthase activity
Source: RefSeq, a predicted model, not a curated record